Molecule: messenger RNA, 2141 nt
Organism: Nelumbo nucifera (sacred lotus)
Lineage: Eukaryota; Viridiplantae; Streptophyta; Magnoliopsida; Proteales; Nelumbonaceae
Product: serine/threonine-protein kinase PCRK1-like
Biological process (GO): protein phosphorylation
Molecular function (GO): ATP binding; protein kinase activity
Source: RefSeq, a predicted model, not a curated record
ACUGUAAACUUCUGUCAACUUUACUGUUUUUUAAUGUUUUAAAGGAAAUAUACCUACAAUGUAAACUUCUACCAACUGUAAGUAUAAAGCAUGUUAGCAAAGUCUUUUUUUUUUUGGGGGGUAAACAAUUUGCUUUUGUUAUUUUUCGUGAUUUGGUUCGUUUUCUUUGGAAGAAAGCUCUCGCUGGUUUCGUUUUCAGACACCCUUUUCACACUCCAUUUUGCUUUAGUUUUCUCCUUUUAUUUAUUUAUUUUUUCAAUUUUAUUUUUUAUGGCUUUUUUGUUGGUUGGUGAGCUGAUUCCUAGCUGCCAUAUGUUGACUUCUCUGCGAGCAUGGAAUGCAGGUCGCUCCAUGGUUUCUGAAGUCCUUUUGGAUUCUGGGUCUCCAUUGAAAACCCUCCAGAAUUGUUUUCUGCGUGUACGGGACAAGAUUCUAUUGAACUCGACCGUGAAGAUAAAAGAGGGGAAGUUAGCUUUGUAAUUUUUGUUCUUGUCGGGAUGAAGUGUUUCUAUUUUAUAAGUGGGGAGAAGAAGGAUGAAGCGAAGACUUCAAAGUCCAUUUCGACUAGGUCCUUUGCUUCAACUGAUCGUGAGGUGAUCAGAUCUGGAUCUGAGUUAAAUUCAGAGAACAUCUCAGAAAUGAGCGUCGAAUCAAUGGGGAGGGUCCCAUUUUCAAGUUUGUCUCAGAGGCCAACCAAUCUCAGAGUGUUCACAUUCUCGGAGAUGAAGGCAGCAACAAAGAGUUUCAGCCGCUCCCUCAUGGUGGGAGAGGGUGGUUUUGGAUGUGUCUACAGGGGUAUGAUUAAGGACUCAGAAGAUCCAAACGUCAGACUUGAUGUUGCUGUUAAACAGCUGAGCAGAAGAGGAUUGCAGGGGCACAAAGAAUGGGUGACAGAAGUAAAUGUCCUUGGAGUGGUUGAACACCCAAACCUUGUUAAAUUGAUAGGCUAUUGUGCUGAGGAUGAUGAAAGAGGGAUACAGAGGCUUUUGGUUUAUGAAUAUAUGCCAAACAGAAGUGUGGAAGACCAUUUAUCAGGUCGGUCACCUACACCUCUUCCAUGGGCUAAGAGACUGAGAAUAGCACAAGAUGCUGCGCGUGGUUUAACAUACCUCCAUGAAGAAAUGGAUUUUCAGAUCAUCUUCAGAGAUUUUAAAUCUUCAAAUAUUCUCUUGGAUGAACAAUGGAAUGCAAAGCUUUCAGACUUUGGAUUGGCCAGGCAGGGUCCUUCAGAAGGAUUAUCUCAUGUCUCCACAGCGGUGGUUGGAACAAUUGGAUAUGCAGCUCCAGAAUACAUCCAAACUGGCCGCCUCACAGCCAAAAGUGAUGUGUGGAGCUUUGGUGUCUUCCUGUAUGAGCUAAUCACAGGUAGGAAGCCAGUUGACCGAAACCGCCCCAAGAGUGAACAGAAAUUAUUGGAAUGGGUGAGGCCACACCUGUCUGACAUGAAAAAGUUUAGGCAUAUAUUGGACCCAAGGCUUGAAGGGAAGUACUCCCUCAAGUCUGCUCAGAAGCUUGCAGCUGUUGCAAACCGGUGCUUGGUGCGGCAUCCAAAGACACGCCCCAAGAUGAGCGAGGUGCUGGAGAUGGUGAAGAAGGUUGUGGAGUCAACAGAAAUGGGGAGUCCUGAACCCGCUAUGAAGAGUUUGGCUCCAACAGAUACUUCUGCAGAACCCAAAAUAAAAGGAUCCAACUUGAAGAGGCAGGUUGUGGAUUCAAGAGUGGGAGAAAGUGGUUGGUCAGCUUGGCGAAUGUGGAGACCAAAGCUCAUAAGGACAUGCUGACAGAUGAGAAGAUGAACAGUGAAGGUGGAUUGGCACUAGUUCUGUUAUACUUGGAUGUAAAGGCUUACAAGAGAUAAGAAGGCUCUAUCUGGUUUCCCACUAAUGCUGAUGAUGGAUGUAACAUUCACUGCAAAUUUCUGCUUUUUGUUCAAGGCAGCAUGGCAGUACGUAGAGAAUAGAGAGUGGCUAUUUUUUAUAUAAAUAACAAAUGAAAUGAAAGAUGCCUCAAUCAGGGAUUUGUUACUUUCUUUUGUAGUCCCAAGAUGUGUAUAGUAACUUAUUGAUCUAUAGCUAAAUGCAUGAUGCCUACUGCUAACUAUUUUAUUUGUGAAUAUAUGACUUGUUUGUGAUGCAAAGUAA